AUGACCAGUAAGGUUUCUAUUUUCACAGAGCUGAGAGAAUCAACUAUUUUGGUUUUCGACUCGAGUUCUACCUCCAUCCAAGCACUUGUUCUGCUUUUACUGCUUUCGAGUUGUCACGUCGUCUGCCUUAAAGAGAUUUCGCUGCUCUACGAUCUAAAGCGGCGAGAACUGGAUCAGCGCGCUUGCGAGCUUGCUAAGGCUGAAGAGCGAUGCAAGCGUGCAGUUAAUACAGCCUUGCGCCAUUAUAAUGAAGUUCUCGCUGCCGAGCAGGCUGAGAGAGCUCGAAUAAAGAAACAACAUGACGAGGAUGAUAAUGCGACAGAGAUAGCCAAUUGCAUAUACAGCGAUCUCUUGACUGAAAAUCCGGCUCAAGCUACCUCGGCAUUUGGACCGCACAGAAUCUGUCCUGAUAGAUACAAGGGAUUGACACAGGAGCAGUUGGAUCAUAUUAGAAAAACGCAACAGCUCCAGGUUGAAGAAAAGAAGCGCCUAAAGGCCGAGGAGGAGGAACGUAAUCGUGAGUGGGACUGCCAGCGAGUGAAUGCCAACAAAGUGGGCAUCCUGAUUGAGCGUCAGAUGGAGAGGGCAGCCCGAAACGCACGCGAAAAAAUAGCCCAGGAGAAUUUGCGCCUUGCCCAGGACCAAAUGGCAUUCCAACAAUACCUGAAGGACGAGGUUGGUUACUUUUCUAUUAGUAUCAGCCAUUUGUUUUUGCAUGCGCUACCCAAGCGCCUGUCUGGCGGCACGAAAAUAGCUGAGAUGCUGUUUCGGAGUACUAAUGCCAACAUUAGCAGACGCUAUUUUCGGAGUUUCUGA
This is a messenger RNA of Dibothriocephalus latus, 816 nucleotides long. The record is from the annotation of a GenBank genome assembly. NCBI's taxonomy places the organism in Eukaryota, Metazoa, Platyhelminthes, Cestoda, Diphyllobothriidea, Diphyllobothriidae.